Molecule: messenger RNA, 540 nt
Organism: Phytomonas sp. Hart1
Lineage: Eukaryota; Euglenozoa; Kinetoplastea; Trypanosomatida; Trypanosomatidae
Source: the annotation of a GenBank genome assembly
AUGACUGAGAGUGAAACAAGCGAUGAUCAGAAGCUCCACCCACUUAAGGAUGAUUGGUUUGUUUACUAUAUUCCCGCUGUCAAGGAUGUUGCGAGCUACGAUGAUGCUUGCGUAGAACUCGAUUAUGUUCAUUCCAUUGAAGAGGUAUUUGCCGUGCUGAAUACCUUUCCCAAUGUUACCAUACUGCCCUCGGAUGAUAGUAUAGUAUUUUCGAGAAAAAAGAUCCCUCCAAACUUUGAAAGCUUCCCUGAUGGCCAUCGCAUUUCUUUUUUCACAAAAACAAAGGCACAAGCUGACGAUUGCAUAUCACGGACAGUUGCAGCCGUUCUGGGUGAAAGCAUUUUAAAGUCACUUCCAAACGAUGGGCUUAUUGUGGACCUUGUCCGUAUCUCGCAUAAGCCCCAUCGCUUAUAUGAGGAAGCCUCUCGUAUAGAAGUGUGGUCGCAUCAGUCUUCCCAUGAAAAGGAAAUGGAAGCAUAUUUCAAGGAUCUUCUCAAACUAAUUCCAGGAAUCACGAUAAAACCGUCAAAAAUGAUGUAA